CAUCAUUUGCAAUUGAUACGAUCCAGCGGUUUUACUUCGUCGUCUCUUCCAAAGAAGAAAUUUCUGUAGCUCUGAAACUUCUUCUUCUUCUUUGUUUUUCUUCGUCGAACAUCAAUGGGGGUGGGGCGCGAAGUCCCAAUUUCGCUCGACGGAGUCAGGGAUAAGAACUUGAUGCAGCUCAAGAAACUCAAUACAGCCCUCUUCCCUGUUCGCUAUAACGAGAAGUACUACGCCGAUGUCCUUGCCUCUGGCGAGUUCACUAAACUAGCAUACUACAGUGAUAUAUGUGUUGGCUCCAUUGCAUGUCGCCUUGAGAAGAAAGAACAUGGAUCUGUACGUGUCUACAUCAUGACCCUGGGUGUUCUAGCACCCUACCGCGGACUAGGCAUCGGUGGUAGGCUGUUAAAUCAUGUCCUUGAUCUCUGCUCAAAGCAAAACAUUACUGAAAUCUAUUUGCAUGUUCAGACAAAUAAUGAUGACGCCAUCAAUUUCUAUAAGAAAUUUGGGUUUGAGAUUACAGAAACCAUUCAGAACUAUUACGCAAACAUUACCCCGCCAGAUUGCUAUGUUCUUACCAGGUUAAUCACUCAAACUCAGACCAAGAAGUAACCUUUCAACUCCUGAGUUAUGUCCUACAAAAUUGGUUUGAACCUUCCUUUUCCUCCCUGUGAAUUUAGUUAGUCAAUUUGGGUCUCGAUGAAUUUUUUAUAUUUAAUAUCAUGGGAGCUAGAGGGCUUUUGACAUAUAAAUUUUGUCCCAUCUCGUAAUUGAGUAAAUCUUUCUGUGUGCUUCUUGAGGAUCUUUAGAACAAGCUAAAUCUAUUUAUUGCCUUAUCAAUUAUGGUUACUUUUCUCCCUUAA
Molecule: messenger RNA, 860 nt
Organism: Benincasa hispida (wax gourd)
Lineage: Eukaryota; Viridiplantae; Streptophyta; Magnoliopsida; Cucurbitales; Cucurbitaceae
Product: Acyl-CoA N-acyltransferases (NAT) superfamily protein
Biological process (GO): mitotic sister chromatid cohesion
Cellular component (GO): NatA complex
Molecular function (GO): N-acetyltransferase activity
Source: RefSeq, a predicted model, not a curated record